This is a messenger RNA of Chara braunii, 3711 nucleotides long. Lineage: Eukaryota; Viridiplantae; Streptophyta; Charophyceae; Charales; Characeae. The record is from the annotation of a GenBank genome assembly.
GCGAUCUAGAACUAUAGUGAGCAAUUUUUGGCAUAUGUCAGGCCAGUUAACCCCUUCCGGCAGGCCGUUCAACAGGGCCAGCUGGAGACUGUCACUGCUUUCAAGAAGGGGAAUGAGGGACAGGGGCACGAGCACAAGAGCCGUUGAGCAUUUCCUCAAAUUGCAGAAGCCUUGCCCUUUCAGGACAGGCGAGAUAUUGCACAAGCUGGUGGCCCAAGGCUCGAAGGUGCUGCCGAAGGACAAGAAGACACAAUACCUUCUGGAAAAUUACCAGCAGCUUCACAACAUUUCGGCGGGGGGGGCUGCUGUCAACGAAGACGACGAGAGUGCGGUUGUACCUCGCGGUUAUGAGGAACCACAACCGUCAGUUGCUGCUGGGAGGGAGCCAGUGGAGGAGCUGGUGCAGCAGGGAAAAGAAACUGCAGCGGCACAGGCGGCGGGAGAAGAUGGUGCUUCCACCACAAGGAUAGCUUCAAUGCAGCAAACGACCAUCAAGAGAUGGGUCGACAACGUGGCGCAGAAGAAGUUGGAUGUCGCGUGGGCCGAGGCAAUGUUCAGAGCCGGAAUUGCAUUCCAAUUCCUGGAGUUCGACACCACGCAGCAGCUGCACAACGUGUAUCUCGAGGUGGCGAACGCCAGACCGCAGGUGAAGUUGCCGUCUUCGAAGCACAUUCAGACUGUCAUGCUCGAGUCUAACGAUCGGAGGGAGCGGCCUGUCUUGAACUUCUUAGUGGCGGGGGAGGGAGCUGUUCUAGUGGCGAUAGUGUACAUGGACGGCAAGAAGAAGACGGGAGCAGCGUUGGCGAAACUAUGGGAGAAAAUAAUGAGGGAGAUCGGGCUGCAACGCAUCAACGCGAUUUGCACUGACAACGCGAAGGUGAACAAGAGGGCAGCUCAAAUUUUGGAACGACGCACGGACCCUGUGGUUUCAAGGAUACCUUGGGUUCCCUGUGCUGCACACUGCUGCAGCUUGCUCCUAAGGGACAUCAGCAAGUUGGAGUGGGUGAAGGGCACGGUGAAGCAGGGCCACACCAUCGUCAAAUUUAUCAGGAAUCACCACACGAUUAACAGUUUCAUGAUGAGUUUGGACUCAUCAUUGACGCUGUUGCGACUGACUGAGGUCUGUUUCGGGUCGGUGUACCGGAUGCUGGAGCGGAUACACAACCGGAGGGCAGUUUUGAAGUACAUGGUGGACGCGACGAAUGUGGGGAAAUGGAAGGCGAUGCGGUGGUCGAGCACGAAGCUGCAAGCGAAAGCGGAUCUCGUGUACUUCACAAUGCGGAGGGAUGCUUGGUGGACGGAGCUAAGGAAGGUGGUGGAGAUGAUGAAGUCGUUGUAUCUCCUACUGCGGAGGAUGGACAAGGACGGGAAUGCACCGUCAAACCUUGUGGAGUACGACCGACUCAUGGAGAGGAUGCCGGCGGAGGUUGUGCUGACAGCGGAGCAACGAAGUUCUGUGCUAGAGAAGAGGCAAAUUGGUGGACCUUGGAAGUCAAAGGCGCACGUGGAUAUAAUGAAAGACCUACCCGAGUUUCACAAGCGACCCACCGCAUACGACCCCAAGCGGAAGGACAAGAAGAUGUGGGAAGAGGAUGCGGUCCAGGAUGCUGAUACUAUCUCGCCGUCGGAGUGGUGGGCAACACAUGGCGGCGAUGUGCCGAAGUUGCAGGCCAUUGCUAUCAAAGUGAUGGGCAUGUGGAGCACUGCAACUUCGGCGGAGCGUAAUUGGUCCUCGAUGGACUUGGUGCACUCCAAGCGACGGAAUCGGUUGAAGCCCGCGACCGUGGAGAAGCUUUUGUACAUUCAUUGGAACAUGAAUCUGUUGCGGGCGAGCAAGAACUUAAAGGACCAUCACUACAUCGAUUUGUGGGCGGAGUUCUUCGAGUCUCUUCCUAAUGCGGAGGAGGGCGAUGAUCCUCUCUUGGAGGUGCCCGAGGAGGAGAAGGGGAAAACGGAGGAGGAGCACGCGCGGGAACGGGCUUUAACCAAGUUACCAAAGGGCCGGAUUCGAAAGAACCUCGAAGAAGAUGAAGAGGAGCGCACGGACGACAGCGACUUGGAGGACGAGAUAUGGAAGGGAAAGGCUCCAUGGUCUGAAACGUCUAGCGAAGGGGAGGCAGAAGAUGGGUCCGACGAUGACUUUGAGCUGGGAGCGCAGCCCUCAAUCCCGGGCACCACAUAUGUUGGGAGGAGGCGAACAACGCAGUGCCAUCGAGAACGCCCGCCCACAACGCCAUGUCAAGGGACAGCUAACACAAGUGCACAGUACGACAUCCAAUCCGAUGUUGAGCUACCGCAGACGGACACCGACAUUGACAUGGUGCUUGGCCCCGGUCCAAUCGACGCGGAUGAGGCGGAGGCCGAUCGUGCGAAGGCAAUGGCUGAUGCGGAUCGCGAACGGGUGCAAAGGAGAAUGAGAGACGAGGAGGAGCGGCGAGCAGCUAUACCAACCCGUAGAGAAAUGGAGAAACAAAAGAAGAAGGUUGGAGAGCAUGAGCCAGAGCUUGUGCUGGAGAUGGGGCAGCAGGAGGGGGAGGAAGAGGAGGAGAUGGGCCAGCAAGACAAGGAGGAAGAACACGAGAUGGCCCACCUGGCGCAGGAAGAAGAAGAGAUGGAGGAGGAAGAAGAAGAGGCUUGCAUGGAGCAGCGAGAGGAGGAGAUGGAACAAGGCGAAGGGAAGGGCACGGACCAGCAAGAAGAGGGGUUGGAGGACCAACAUGCGGAACGGGUGGGAGAGAGCGAGGAGGAGCAGCAGCACGACGACAUGGCGAACAGUGAGGAGGAGCCGCAACAGCAACAACAUGCACCGACGACCGUGUACAAGCGUCAGAAGAAAACAGCGCAGCCUGCCGGCCCAAUUGGUGAGAAAUCUGUCGUUGGGGGCAGCUAUCUCCAGGGAUCGUCCCUCUCGCAGUCCGGCUCCACUACGUCAGGAGCUGGCUCUAGUCAAAUGGCGGGCGUGCAGUCCAGCUCGCCGCCUCACCUUACAAGGGAGCAGAUGGAGCUCCAGCAGGUAGACAAGAUCCGCUUAAGGUUAGAGGAAGAACUUGAAAAGGCUACUGACAAAGCGAAAGAGAUCAGAGAUAGAAGUGUCAGACUCGAGGGUAGGGAGGCGGGCAAAGCUGCAUUACAGGGGUUAGACGACUCAGGCCUUGACAACACAGCAAAGGUCUUCAAGGCGAGCAUCCUGUCCAUGCAUGCAUACAUGGACAGCAAGCUGGACGAUAUCCAGGACACCCUGGACCAGAUCCUGAAUGCCAUGCACAGGCCAGGAAUCCGGCCAGCAGCUUUGCCAUCACUGCCAUUCUCAGCGAUGACAGGCCCCUAUGCCCCUCACAACAUCAAGAACUUGUUAGCCAAUGAGGCUCGGCUUGACUAUUACACUUUUGAGACAUUCAGUUAAAAGGCCCUAGAUUUAGAGGCUACACUGGGUGGUGCUCAAACCCCCCCUACGGACGGGAGAAAGAAGAAGGCUCCGCAAGAAUGGAAGAAAAAGGGUAGUCGAUUGAUGAUGGUUGAUUCCGAGGGGAAUCAAACUGAGAUCCAUAAUGUUUCUAACCUUGUGGAGAGUUCGGAGUUAGACGGCGAGGAUAGUGUUGAGGGUAGCAACCUCACCGCGGUAGUCAAGACUAAGGCAGGGGGUCGCAGCAAGGGCGGUCAACAAAGGAGUCAGGGCCAAGCUGCCAACCCAAACAAAUAGCUGCUUGGGUU